UUGUUAAGCGAAUCAAUAGCAAUCGAAGUGUCGAAACGUAACAAGCAAUGAAACCAUAUUUGUUGUUAUUAUUGGCGGCUAUGUGUUUGUACGCCGGCAGCGAAGCCAGGUCACCACAGGUCUGUGGCUAUACCACGCUCGAUGGCAAAAUGGUGUUUUUACAUUAUUUCCCCGGCAUAAAGGAGGGAGAGGAUUACAUCGAUAAUGGCAGCGGAACGGAUGGCGUGUGCUCGCAAAGAGCUGUGUGCCAGGAGGACUACUCUACGAAGGUCGAGUCCUGUAAUGAUUACAAAGUGGACUGCAAUAACCGCGGAAACGUUGAAACCGUAUUCCCAGCGUGCUGUAUGAAGUGUUAAAUGACAGGGAAGAGUACCAAAUGAAAUAAAUAGCGUUCGAUCGAUUCUGAAUUUUUGGCUGAUGCCGAGUUAUCGGAACUAAUAACAAAUGAACACUGUUAAAAAAGAUUGAAAUAAAGAAAAAUAUGGAAUUUAUAAA
Molecule: messenger RNA, 495 nt
Organism: Bactrocera latifrons
Lineage: Eukaryota; Metazoa; Arthropoda; Insecta; Diptera; Tephritidae
Exons: 3
Coding region: 48-356 (102 amino acids)
Source: RefSeq, a predicted model, not a curated record